Prosopis cineraria is the source of this 1291-nucleotide messenger RNA. RefSeq lists its product as uncharacterized. Lineage: Eukaryota; Viridiplantae; Streptophyta; Magnoliopsida; Fabales; Fabaceae. The record is from RefSeq and is a predicted model, not a curated record. Bases 552 to 908 code for a protein of 118 amino acids. The transcript has 3 exons.
CAGAAAGCUGUCUUUCAAGUACUUUUUCUCGAACAAAAUGCACAUCCAGUUCUAUGUGCUUUGACCGAGCGUGAUAAACUGGGUUAGAGGCGAGUGCUGCUGCGCUAAGGUUAUCACACCACGCAAUCGAUGGUUCUCGAAGGUGAAGCCUGAGUUCUUGAGUGAACGAUUGAAUCCACGAUAGUUCAGAAGCUAGAUCUACCAGUGCUUUGUACUCAAACUCAGCGCUCGAUCGAGAGACUACACGCUGUUUCUUUGCUGACCAGGAAAUAAGGGUGUCGCCGAAGAAGACACAGAAUCCGCCUACUGAUCUACGAUCAUCAGGGCAUACGACCCAAUCAGCAUCGGAAAAGCCCUGCAAGGUAAGAUGGAGCAGGUGUGAGAACACCUUGUAUUGACUUGGAGGAGGAUGUAGUGGAUAGUCGUGAAUCAAGAGGAGUUGCAGCAGUAGCUGAACUUGCAUCCAUGUCAUUAGAAGAAGACAAAGGAGUAGUGUCAUUGGCGCACUUCCUUUGAACAGAAGCUAGACUUUGUUUGAAAAAGGCUCUUGGAUGAACGAUUUGCUCUUCAGUUCAGCUUUCAACAUAAGCACUCUGGCUUUGGUUUGUGCUCCAGCUUGUUAUCGUGCAGCUUCCCACAGUCCAGCAGAGGUUGAUACGCUGGUCAUUUGUGAAGAAAUCUCCAAGGUCAUGGUAUUUAACAGCCAACCAAACAGAAGUUGGUCAGCAGCUACCCAGUCCUCAAAAUCUGGGUUGAUUGUUGCAGCAUCUUUAUCCAUAAUAAAUUGCUGCGGACACUUGGUUGUUCCAUUGAGGAACCCUUCAAGUUUAUGCCCUUUGAUAAUGGGCAGCACGUGCAUCUGCCAGGUGAGGAAGUUUGUGCCAUCCAGCUUGAUAGCACAAGGCUGAUUCAUGCCAUUAGAACCUCCUAAUCCCUUGGGUAAAUUGUUCGCUGAAGCAAGAGACAGAGACCCAGUGCCUGUAGAUGCAGAUGAGGUGUGUGGAGUGUGUGGUGAAGCUUCAGCCAUGGUUGUCAACCUUCAUGCUCUGAUACCAAGACAAGAAGUAGAGUAUUUGUAAUGGUGGCUUAGUCCCUUUUGUAUUACUUUAUUGAUAUAUAUAUAGGGUAUGUACAGAACCCUAGAAAUAAAGUGAUCAAAAAAAGUUUCAAACCUAUUUACACACUGUAACCUAAAUACAAUUAGUCUGGACCAGCUGUAAUGGGCAGCACGGUAUUGGGCUUAUUAAUAUUAGAGUGAGCCCAAUAAAUAUUGGGCUUAGAGUGUUGUUUA